Thamnophis elegans (Western terrestrial garter snake) is the source of this 4949-nucleotide messenger RNA. It is a transcript of the gene DUSP3, whose product is annotated as dual specificity phosphatase 3. Gene Ontology annotation, molecular function: MAP kinase phosphatase activity; protein tyrosine/serine/threonine phosphatase activity. NCBI's taxonomy places the organism in Eukaryota, Metazoa, Chordata, Lepidosauria, Squamata, Natricidae. The coding region runs from base 79 to 636 and encodes 185 amino acids. Gene Ontology annotation, cellular component: cytoplasm. The transcript is spliced from 3 exons. Gene Ontology annotation, biological process: protein dephosphorylation; negative regulation of MAPK cascade. The record is from RefSeq and is a predicted model, not a curated record.
GCGGCCCCUCCUAUCAAGCAGGACCCGGGGAAAGGAGCGUGGAGGCGGCCCUGCCCAUAUCGGCGGGGCGAACGAGCCAUGUCAGAGUUCCAGAUUUCGGUGGAAGAGCUCAACGACCUGCUGGCCAACGGCAGCGGCUGUUACAGCCUGCCCAGCGCGCACAGCAACGAAGUGGCGCCCCGCAUCCACGUGGGCAACGCGUUCAUAGCCAAAAAUAUCAUGCGUUUACAACGCCUGGGCAUCACCCAUGUUCUCAAUGCUGCGGAAGGCAAGUCUUUCAUGCAUGUGAAUACAAAUGCUGACUUCUAUGAAGGAACUGCUAUCGUCUACCAUGGCAUCAAGGCCAAUGACACCCAGGAGUUCAACCUCAGCCAUUACUUUGAAGAAGCUGCUGAUUUCAUUGAUAAGGCAUUAGCACAGAAAGAUGGUAGAGUGUUUGUCCACUGCCGCGAAGGCUACAGCCGCUCACCCACCCUCGUCAUCGCUUACCUCAUGCUUCGGCAGAACAUGGAUGUCAAAAGUGCCGUCAGCGCCGUCCGGCAGAAACGGGAAAUUGGCCCCAACGAUGGCUUCUUGAAGCAGCUGUGCCAGCUGAAUGAGAAGCUGAUGAUGGAGGGCAAACUGAAGAAACCAUAGCCACUGCUUAGCCUGUGGCCUCUCUGCACUUCUUGCCAAACACUGUUAAUUGCUUUGGGUUGAGGGCACUGGCUGCCAGGCUGCACAAGCGAGGCAGGAGACAGUCUCAAGUUGCUUUCACAAAGACCCGGUGGGGUGGUUUCGAGUAGUACCAGAAAACUACUGCAGGAUUGUGGCAUCCUUGGUGUGGACCCCCACCUUGUCCAGCCAGGCACCAGCUCACAUAUCUUUUAUUUUGGAAUUUGUUAAGUAUAGUUUAUAUGUCUGUAUGUGUGUGCAAGAGAGAGAGGAAGAAAGUUGUGAAGGGCUUGGUUUCAAAACAUUUUGUAUCAUGACUAUAACUCUCAUAAAUUUCACAGGAUAUGAUUUUGCUAUUGUCUCCAUUUGCUUAACCAGCCAUUCUUUCCUUCACCCCCCUGCCCCCUUGUAGAUUUAAUGAAGGGUUUUUCCCUCCCCUUCACAUAUUUAGAGGUAAGGGCUGUCGUUUAUAUGGAUGGCAGGCCGGGUCAAAGGUGUGGGAUUAGGUUCUAGUCCAUAUGAUUUAUUUUCAGGGAGCAUCAGGGUUUUUUUUUUAUUUUCCCAGAAAGUUUAUAUAGAUAGCCCACAUUCUAAAGCUAUAGACCUCAGGUACCAGGGCAGUGCUAGGUUAAUUUCCCCAGCACUGAAUCCUGGAGAGUCUUAGAGCAGGUAGCUCUUAUCUUGCUGAGCUCGAUUUUGCCAUUCAGUCCCAAUCUAUUUCACAAUUUUAAGAAUGGUAAAAUUUAAAAAUGAAACAAAUGAUUUAGGUCAUCUAGUCUGCACAUAAAAACAUGCAGUUGCACAUGCGUACAUGCAGAUUCAGUGGCAGGAAUGGGGAGUGGCGGCUCUUUUGGAUAGCUGGCCUUCCAAGCUACUUAAUACCUCCAGCAAAGGAAAUCCCACUUUUCUUCUGAGUGAAGUUAAAUUCACCAUCCAACAGUUCUUGGCCACUAGAAAGGUUUGUCCUAAAGUUUUGCUGCAAUCUUUUUCCUUGGCCUUGAUACCACUUGCUUUAAUUUCCGCCUUUUAGAGCAACGUUGCCAACUUUAAUAUGGGUAGACUUCAAUUCCCAGAAUUCCCCAUUUGUCCACACAUAUCAAAGUUGCCAAAGUUGAGAGACAUUGUUCUAGAGCAAGAGCUGCUUCCUCUGUGUCAUACCUUUCAGCUAUUUGAAGAGAGCUAUGUGGUUUCCUCUUAAUGCCAAUGCUGGGUAUUUCCAUUCUCUGGAACAAGGUCUCUUAUCUAGAAUAGGUCAUAAGCAAUAAAUUGACUAGCCAGGAUCAAUGUCAAGAAUGUCUGCAAAGAGGCACCCUGGCUGCCAAAUGUAUGUGUGGGAGUGUUUGCGUAUACAUGCAUGCACACCACCGGCACAUUUUAUCUUUUGCUUAUGCUAGUUAAAGUAAGGCCCCUUGGGUCAUCACGAGACAGGAAAGUAAAACGUUUAGUUAAAAAAAGAAGAAGCACAAUUUCUUGUCAAAUUAUCCUUCCGUUUAGCUGUGCUUGACAUGAAUGUGGAUAUAAAAACACACAUUAUACAGUACUGAGACAUGCACACAUACAUAGGCACAUAUACAAGCAAUGAAAAAGCCAUCUUACGAACAAGUAGUUAAUGUAGUAAUAUAUUGUAUAUAUUGUUGACAUAGGCGGGUUUACAGCUUCUGUGUUAGAAGCAAAUCCCCCCCCCCCAUUUUGUUAGUCCUGUCCUUUCCCCCUCUUGUUUGUCUACAAAGUCACCGAGACAUGCCUCUGUUCCAAUACAGUCGGUAUGAUUUUGGCUGUGCUAGGCUGUAUUGACAAUAGAAAUGGCUGGUUUCCUGCUGAGUGUCAGUAAGGGAUAUUAGCAACCCUGCUGUCUCUUGGCCAGAGGUCUUUGCCAAUAGUAAUGAUAGUUUUUGAAGUGCUGGAUUUGGUAAGUGAAACAAAUUAGCCUAAAUAAGCUGAUCAAGUAAUUUAUUCUGGCAACACAGAUCUCCAUAGCCUUGUGUGAGAGCUGUGUUGCAUGGAAUUCUGUGUAGUUACAUUCAAUCUCUCUCACUAUCCUCCCCCCCCCCGCCGCCAUCUUAUUUUCUACAAGAUAGAACUAACCUGAAAAUUUUCAGUAUAAUUUUUUCUGACUAUGAUUUCCAGAAUAGUUAUUUUUUUUAUUACACUUAAAAGAUCAUUGUCCAGAGAUUAUGGCAUUGUAUUCCAGCAAUGGAUUGAAAUAGGUUGCAACACAUUUUUAUUUUAUUUAUUUAUUCCAUUAAAUGGAAUUAAGACCCAGGGAGGUUUUUUUUUUUUUUUUUGAUUAAAUGUGAGAGAUACAUGGAUAUAAUUCUGCUCCCUGUUUUACUUCUCAUUUCCAGCCCUUUUGCAAUGGCUUCUGGUCAAGUGACGAUAUCAUGGGAAUCCAGUUCAGAUCCCCAUUCAUCCUGGAAGUUCAGUCUCUAGAUCAGGGGUCUCCAAAGUUGGCCACUUUAAGUCUUGUGGUAGCGGCGGAAUUUUGGGAGUUGAAGUCCUCAAGUGCUAAAGUGGCCAACUUUGGAGACCCCUGAUCUAGAUGAUGAUGGAGUACUUCCCAUCUCUCAGUAAAACCAACUUCCCUGUAUUAUUGUGAACAUUAAAAGGAGCAUGAAAACUAACAUUGACUAGUUUCCUUGAAGAACAGGUGUUGGGAUUGAAUUAAAAAAAACUUUGCCUUUUUCUUCCAAGCAUUUCCCCCCACAAUCAUGUGUCAGCACCAUAUUUCUUAUAGCCAUAUUGGCCCAGUUGCUGAUCAAAGCACAGAUUUAGAGCACUGCCUUGGGCUCACAGCAAAAUAUUCUAAAAAUGACAAACUCAAUCAUGUAGACAGCUUUAAAAAAAAACCUACAGAAAUUUUAAUUGAGCUGCAAAAUCUUUGGGUUUAUUGGAAAUUGGAGCUUCUGGCACACAUUUCCAGGCACUCUGAGCUCUGGCACAAGAACUGAACCACUGCCAACCCCUUACCUGCUUCCACUGCCUUGUUUCUUGCCAUCCUCACUUGUGUUUGAGGAUGGCAAGUCUGCCUCUUCCAGCCCAGAGUUACAGCCUUAAGUUAGCAGUGGAGCAUACACUUUGCAUGCCAAACGUCUCCGAUCCACUUCAACCCUGGUAUCUCCUGUUAGAAAGAGGCAAUAUUAGUGAUCCAGAAGAGCCACAGCCUGUUUAGGUGGAUAGUAUCAGACUGGCUGCGUUAGCAGCUUCAGUUGGGCAUAGGCUUUAGCUUCAUUGUUCUUAAGAAGGAAACAAUAGCUUCACUGUUACUUUAAAAAGUUGCUUCCAAACUUCUCUUCCCCCAAAUAAUUUUAUUAAAGAUGAUGAUAUACUGAUAAAACUAAUACAAAUACAUAGUAUGGAAAUAUAUUUAAAAAAAUAAAAAAUUUACAAAGUGCAGAAAAAGGUAGAAAAAGGAAUCUCCCCCUUCAUUCCCAGCAGGUAUAAUCAACAUUAACAAUUUUAUCUCUUAAAAUACACCUGAACAUUAACCUCAUUCCAUUCCUCUGUAAGCCCAUCUCUUAAACCUCAUUUCCCCAUAUUAAUCAAAAGUCCAGUAAGAGUUACCAGAAGUAUUACAAACUACAAGAGGCUGCAAAAAAUACCACUCCUCGCCAUCUACUCACAAAAACCUUCAGCUGUCUGGAAUAUGUAUCUGGGUAAUCUCAAGAUGUCUCCUUUCUUGUGGGAGAAUUCUCAGCAACCCACACUCCGCAUUUUAGCCAUAAUGUUUAUUGCUGUCUGUGGAAUGUCAGUUUGCUGUUCCUCACCAGAAGCAGGAAAAAAAUGCUUACAAAAUUGACUAAAAACAAUGAAACCUGCAAUCCUCUGUAUCUGCAACUCUCAUUAUUCCUGUUUGUACAGAGAACGAUGGAAGCCACAACUCAGUGGAGGAUGCAAAAUUGGAGGUGGUUGUAUUACAGUAUUCCAAAUUAAUAACCUGUCAUUGAAACUAAAAUAAUUGCGAGCAAGGAUGCGAGCUCAAACCCUUCCUUCCCCAAAGAAAUAGAAUAGGAACACAUUUAAUAUGGGAGCCCAUGGCUCAGAUGAUCUGUGUGUGAAGUUUCGAUGGUAGAAGCGAUGGUGUGCUCCUUGUUCUUGAAGCCCUGCAUGGCUGUGGUUACAAACUGAUAGUUAUAUAAGAAAAAGGGUAAAACAGCCAGGAGAUACCCAAUAACGAAAGGAAAUGGAAUAACUUGUCCGAAGCAUCUGUAUUUUUUUUUAAAUGUGUUGUGAUAUUUGUCACUUGUUAGAGGGGAGACAAUCCACAAAUAUUCAAUAAAACUGACUGUGAAAUUCAA